CUUUUACUUUUCCGAGGCAGUUAUCGCUGACCCAACCAGAUACACUUUGGCAUUUAAUAUCAAUGUAACUGCUAAUUGUUUAUUGUCUGAAACUAUCAUUUGUCUGUCAGUGUGCGAAUAAUUUCUAAAUAAAGUGUAGUAAAGAACCCCCAAUAUGUCAACUUUUCUGUAUGCAUUUGAAACUCCCUUUUUUCCUAUUUUCAUGAGUUCAUUGGCAGGUCUUGUGAAUUACUCUGAUGAGGAAGACUCGUCUUCAGUUGACGAACAAGAAACCAUAUUAGUUCAAAAGCCAAUUCAAAAGCCAAAUCCUCCACCUGAAUCAUCAACUCAACUACCAUCACAACAGCCUAUACAACAAAUAUCAGAAGCAACCGCAUUAAAGAGUAGACUCUUAACCGCGCUCACGCCAAAACCAAUAGAAGGUAUAGAGAAUUGGGGGAUUCCAGAAGAACCAAAAGGACAAUGCGAUCCAGAAAGAUCGGCGAAAAUUGCACACUUUUUAUCACUAAAAGCAUCCGGACACAGACUCAAUGAUCAUCUUGCUCAUAAUAAAGCAUUUAGAAAUCCAAGAAUUUAUGCAAAAUUGGUCGAGUUUAUAGAAGUGGACGAAAUUGGAAGUAAUUUUGAUCCAGCCGAUUUUGACCCACAUGGAUUCAACAAGUCAUUCUAUAUUGAUGGUAUUCUCGAUACUCAGCGACGGCUUGCAGAAGAAAAGGCAAAAAGGACAUCCGUGCAGUUUGUCAAGAGUGAGAUGACACAGGAGCAAUCGGAAGCAAUGGCAAAGGCGAUGGCCAACGCGGCCAAGGUAGCAAGUAAGAUUGCUGGUGAAAAGCGAAAGGGUAAAUGGGAUGGUGAUGAAGGUAGUAGUAGUAGUAGUAGUAGUAAUAAACCUCGCCAUUAA
Molecule: messenger RNA, 901 nt
Organism: Rhizopus microsporus ATCC 52813
Lineage: Eukaryota; Fungi; Mucoromycota; Mucoromycetes; Mucorales; Rhizopodaceae
Product: HCNGP-domain-containing protein
Exons: 4
Coding region: 155-901 (248 amino acids)
Biological process (GO): regulation of DNA-templated transcription
Cellular component (GO): nucleus
Source: RefSeq, a predicted model, not a curated record